AUGUGGUGCACAUCAGAACUGAACAGUCUUUCCAAGACGACAACCACAGGGUCUCGCUCGGUCUUGCGGGAUGACAGCAACGACUUGAUGUCGGCACCUGUUGAAGCUGAAGCUCCUGUUGACUAUAGCGACACGUACCUGGCUAUAGCCGUUCAAGUGUUUGUCGUAGCUUUUCGAGGAGCUGCACCGACGACGUUUCAUGUCAUUUCGAUCGGUCAUGGAGGUCUUCCUGCCUUUCACGCUGCCCAGAUCUUCAAACGGUACAAAAAGAGAGACGAUGAACCCCCGAACGAGAACAGCGAUCACGCAUGGUUUUCUCGUUGCUUUGGUGCUUUCAGUAAGCGGCGCGUUGGCUAA
Messenger RNA from Peronospora matthiolae, 357 nucleotides. NCBI's taxonomy places the organism in Eukaryota, Oomycota, Peronosporomycetes, Peronosporales, Peronosporaceae. The record is from the annotation of a GenBank genome assembly.